CGGAGCGGGCUGCUCUCACUGCGACCACAGGCUGGUUCGUGCAGGCUGUCCUUCUCCUUCAAAACCGUGCAUCCCCUCCCCGAAGCAGCAGGCAGUGUGCCUCCAUUCAGCCACAUUUGGUAUGCAUGAGCACGGCUGCAGGGAGAGGGGAGGUGGCUUUCUUAAGAAGGUUCCGUGGCUCAGGCAACGCCACUUGACUAGUCUCCCAAGUUCCAGCAAGCCUCUGCCCUGAUGGAAUUUGCAGGUGUGGAGAUGACCAUGGGAUGCCAAGGCCGUGGGGGACCGUUUGUUUUCUAGGCAUUGCUCAGGGUUGCAGUUUUUGGUUCUCCCGGUGGAAUUUGGAAGGGGUCAUGAAUCAGACUGAUGCUCCUCGUCCCCUAAACUGGACCAUCCGGAAGCUGUGCCAUGCAGCCUUUCUCCCAUCUGUCAGACUUCUGAAGGCUCAGAAAUCCUGGAUAGAAAGAGCAUUUUAUAAAAGAGAAUGUGUUCACAUCAUACCCAGCACCAAAGACCCCCAUAGGUGUUGCUGUGGGCGUCUGAUCGGCCAACAUGUGGGCCUCACUCCCAGUAUCUCUGUUCUUCAGAAUGAGAAAAAUGAGAGUCGCCUCUCCCGAAAUGACAUCCAGUCUGAGAAGUGGUCCAUCAGCAAGCACACACAGCUCAGCCCGACGGAUGCUUUUGGGACCAUUGAGUUCCAAGGAGGUGGCCAUUCCAACAAAGCCAUGUACGUGCGAGUGUCCUUCGACACAAAACCUGAUCUCCUUCUGCACCUGAUGACCAAGGAAUGGCAGCUGGAGCUUCCCAAGCUCCUCAUCUCCGUGCACGGGGGCCUGCAGAACUUCGAACUGCAGCCAAAACUCAAGCAAGUCUUCGGGAAGGGGCUCAUCAAAGCGGCCAUGACCACCGGAGCGUGGAUCUUCACGGGAGGGGUUAACACAGGUGUUAUUCGCCAUGUUGGAGACGCCUUAAAGGACCAUGCAUCCAAGUCUCGAGGGAAGAUAUGUACCAUAGGCAUUGCCCCCUGGGGAAUUGUGGAAAACCAGGAGGACCUGAUUGGAAGAGAUGUUGUCCGGCCAUAUCAGACCAUGUCCAACCCCAUGAGCAAGCUCACUGUUCUCAACAGCAUGCAUUCUCACUUCAUCCUGGCUGACAACGGGACCACCGGGAAAUACGGAGCUGAGGUCAAGCUGCGGAGACAACUGGAAAAGCACAUUUCUCUCCAGAAGAUAAACACAAGAUGCCUGCCGUUUUUCUCUCUUGACUCCCGCUUGUUUUAUUCAUUUUGGGGUAGUUGCCAAUUAGACCCAAUUGGAAUCGGUCAAGGUGUUCCAGUGGUGGCGCUCAUUGUGGAAGGAGGACCCAAUGUGAUCUCGAUUGUCUUGGAGUACCUUCGAGACACCCCUCCUGUGCCUGUUGUUGUCUGUGAUGGGAGUGGACGGGCAUCUGACAUCCUGGCAUUUGGGCAUAAAUAUUCAGAAGAAGGCGGACUUAUCAAUGAAUCUCUGAGGGACCAGCUGUUGGUGACCAUCCAGAAGACUUUCACGUACACUCGGACCCAAGCCCAGCAUCUGUUCAUCAUCCUCAUGGAGUGCAUGAAGAAGAAGGAAUUGAUUACGGUAUUCCGGAUGGGAUCAGAAGGACACCAGGACAUUGACUUAGCUAUCCUGACAGCUUUGCUCAAAGGAGCAAAUGCCUCGGCCCCCGACCAGCUGAGCUUAGCUCUAGCCUGGAACAGAGUGGACAUCGCUCGCAGCCAGAUCUUUAUUUAUGGGCAGCAGUGGCCGGUGGGGUCUUUGGAGCAAGCCAUGUUGGAUGCCCUAGUUCUGGACAGAGUGGAUUUUGUGAAAUUACUCAUAGAGAAUGGAGUAAGCAUGCACCGUUUUCUCACCAUCUCCAGACUAGAGGAAUUGUACAAUACGAGACAUGGGCCCUCAAACACAUUGUACCACUUGGUCAGGGAUGUCAAAAAGCGAGAAUAUCCAGGUUUCGGUUGGAUCUAUUUUAAGGGGAACCUGCCUCCGGAUUACAGAAUCAGCCUGAUAGACAUCGGCCUGGUGAUCGAAUACCUGAUGGGCGGGGCUUACCGCUGCAACUACACGCGCAAGCGCUUCCGGACGCUUUACCACAAUCUCUUCGGCCCCAAGAGGCCCAAAGCCUUGAAACUACUGGGAAUGGAGGAUGAUGUCCCCUUGAGGCGAGGAAGAAAGACCACCAAGAAGAGAGAAGAAGAGGUGGACAUUGACUUGGACGACCCUGAGAUCAACCACUUCCCUUUCCCUUUCCACGAGCUGAUGGUGUGGGCCGUCCUGAUGAAGAGGCAGAAGAUGGCCCUGUUCUUCUGGCAACAUGGCGAAGAGGCCAUGGCCAAGGCCCUGGUGGCCUGUAAACUUUGCAAAGCCAUGGCUCAUGAGGCUUCAGAGAAUGACAUGGUCGAUGACAUCUCCCAGGAGCUGAACCACAACUCCAGGGACUUCGGCCAGCUGGCUGUGGAGCUCCUCGACCAGUCGUACAAGCAGGAUGAGCAGCUGGCCAUGAAGCUGCUGACGUACGAGCUGAAGAACUGGAGCAAUGCCACCUGCCUGCAGCUCGCCGUGGCGGCCAAGCACCGCGACUUCAUCGCGCACACGUGCAGCCAGAUGCUGCUCACAGAUAUGUGGAUGGGCCGGCUGCGCAUGCGCAAGAACUCAGGCCUCAAGGUAAUUCUGGGAAUUCUACUUCCUCCUUCAAUUCUCAGCUUGGAGUUCAAGAACAAAGACGACAUGCCCUACAUGUCUCAGGCCCAGGAAAUCCACCUUCAAGAGAAGGAGCCGGAAGAGCCAGAGAAGCCCACGAAGGAAAAAGAUGAAGAGGACAUGGAAUUGACAGCAAUGUUGGGACGCAACAAUGGGGAGUCUUCCAGAAAGAAGGAUGAAGAGGAAGUUCAGAGCAGACACCGGCUGAUCCCCCUGGGCAGAAAAAUCUAUGAAUUCUACAACGCACCCAUCGUGAAGUUCUGGUUCUACACCCUGGCAUACAUCGGGUAUCUGAUGCUCUUCAACUACAUCGUGUUGGUGAAGAUGGAGCGCUGGCCUUCCACACAGGAAUGGAUCGUCAUUUCCUACAUAUUCACCCUGGGAAUAGAAAAGAUGAGAGAGAUUCUAAUGUCGGAACCAGGGAAGUUGCUGCAGAAAGUGAAGGUGUGGCUGCAGGAAUACUGGAACGUCACAGACCUGAUAGCCAUCCUUUUGUUCUCUGUCGGAAUGAUCCUUCGUCUCCAAGACCAGCCCUUCAGGAGUGAUGGGAGAGUCAUCUAUUGUGUGAACAUCAUUUAUUGGUACAUCCGUCUAUUAGACAUCUUCGGCGUGAACAAGUAUUUGGGCCCCUAUGUAAUGAUGAUUGGAAAAAUGAUGAUAGACAUGAUGUACUUUGUCAUCAUUAUGCUGGUGGUACUGAUGAGUUUUGGGGUCGCCAGGCAAGCCAUUCUCUUUCCCAAUGAGGAGCCAUCAUGGAAACUGGCCAAGAACAUCUUCUACAUGCCCUACUGGAUGAUUUAUGGGGAAGUGUUUGCGGACCAGAUAGACCCUCCCUGUGGACAGAAUGAGACCCGGGAGGAUGGCAAAAUAAUUCAGUUGCCUCCCUGCAAGACGGGAGCCUGGAUUGUGCCGGCCAUCAUGGCCUGCUACCUUUUAGUGGCAAACAUCCUGCUGGUCAACCUGCUCAUCGCCGUCUUUAACAAUACAUUCUUUGAGGUAAAAUCCAUAUCCAACCAAGUGUGGAAGUUUCAGAGGUAUCAGCUUAUCAUGACUUUCCACGAAAGGCCGGUUCUGCCCCCACCUCUGAUCAUCUUUAGCCACAUGACCAUGAUCUUCCAGCAUCUGUGCUGCCGAUGGCGAAAACACGAGAGCGACCCAGACGAGAGGGACUACGGCCUGAAAUUGUUCAUAACUGAUGAUGAGCUCAAGAAAGUACAUGAUUUCGAAGAGCAGUGCAUAGAGGAAUAUUUCAGAGAAAAGGAUGAUCGAUUCAACUCGUCCAAUGAUGAGAGGAUACGGGUGACUUCGGAAAGGGUGGAGAACAUGUCCAUGCGGCUGGAGGAAGUCAAUGAGAGGGAGCACUGCAUGAAGGCCUCGCUCCAGACCGUGGACAUCCGGCUGGCGCAGCUCGAGGACCUCAUUGGGCGCAUGGCCACGGCCCUAGAGCGCCUGACAGGUCUGGAGCGGGCCGAGUCCAACAAAAUCCGCUCCCGGACCUCGUCGGACUGCACAGACGCCGCCUACAUCGUUCGCCAGAGCAGCUUCAACAGCCAGGAGGGGAACACCUUUAAGCUCCAAGAGAGUAUAGACCCUGCAGGUGAGGAGACCAUGUCCCCAACUUCUCCAACCCUAAUGCCCCGUAUGAGAAGCCAUUCUUUCUAUUCGGUCAAUAUGAAAGACAAAGGUGGUAUAGAAAAGUUGGAGAGUCUUUUUAAAGAAAGGUCCCUGAGCCUACACCGGGCUACUAGCUCCCACUCUGUAGCGAAAGAGUCCAAAGCUCCUGCAGCCCCCGCAAACACCUUGGCCAUUGUUCCUGACUCUAGAAGACCGUCUUCGUGUAUAGACAUCUAUGUCUCUGCCAUGGAUGAACUCCACUGUGAUAUGGACCCUCUGGACAAUUCCAUGAACAUCCUUGGGCUGGGGGAGCCCAGCUUUUCGGCUCCAGCACCUUCCACAGCUCCUUCAAGUAGUGCCUAUGCAACUCUUGCACCCACAGACAGACCUCCAAGCCGGAGCCUCGAUUUUGAGGACAUCACCUCCAUGGACACGAGAUCUUUUUCUUCAGACUAUACCCACCUCCCAGAAUGCCAAAACCCCUGGGACACUGACCCUCCAAUGUACCAGAGCAUCGAGCGCUCCAAAAGUAGCCGCUACCUAGCCACCACUCCCUUUCUUCUAGAAGAGGCCCCUAUUGUUAAAUCUCAUAGCUUUAUGUUUUCUCCAUCGAGGAGCUACUAUGCCAACUUUGGGGUGCCCAUGAAAACAGCAGAAUACACAAGUAUUACAGACUGUAUUGACACAAGGUGUGUCAAUGCCCCUCAAGCGAUUGCUGACAGGGCCACCUUCCCUGGUGCCCUGGGAGGCAAAGUGGAGGAUCCAUCUUGCUGCCAUCCUGAGCGAGAAGCAGAACUGAGUCACCCCAGCUCUGACAGCGAGGAGAACGAGGCCAAAGGCCGCAGAGCCACCAUCACAGUACCCUCCCAGGAGGGUGAUAACUCGGACAGAACCCUGUCCAACAACAUCACAGUUCCCAAGAUAGAGCGUGCCAACAGCUACUCGGCAGAGGAGCCAAGUGCGUCAUAUGCACACACCAGGAAGAGCUUCUCCAUCAGUGACAAGCUCGACAGGCAGCGGAACACAGCAAGCCUGCGAAACCCCUUCCAGAGGAGUAAGUCCUCCAAGCCAGAGGGACGAGGGGACAGCCUGUCCAUGAGGAGACUGUCCAGAACAUCCGCCUUCCACAGCUUUGAAAGCAAGCACAACUAAACCUUCUUAGCACUGCAGGAGGCUCAAGAAUCCAGCCCUGAAAUUCUCCCUGAACUCCACCUGUUCCCCUUCCUUGAAGCUUACCUGCUUUAUUCUUAGCUGAGCAAAACAAGCAAUGCCUUGGGAGGUGUUAACUUGAAGGUGACCUCUGGGCCGCAAAUCAAGAAAGCACUUGGUCUAGCCCAGUGCCAAACACAGGGGCUUUAAGUCAUGUUCACAUUCAAUGGGUAGGGUGGGAAAAGAGGGAGAAGAAGGGGUGCGGUGAGUGUGUAGGUCUAGCGACUUCAGAAAGCCAUGAGCUCUGGGAAUCAAGGGGCUUCAAGCACUCUCCAUGCCAGGAGGCAUCUUUCCAUUUCUGACCAUUAUCAAGAGAUUUAGGAUACAGGGCUAAAUUGCAAAAUAAGAUAAAAUAAAGUAGCCAGCAUACAAAUGAGAUAUUCUAAACUUCAAUUCUGUUUUCUUUUCACAUUGGCUCCAUCACUGGUGACUGAUGAAGAGCAUCCUUUUUAUUCAGUAUAAGCCGGCAGCAAGCAGUUCUACCUAACGUCCCACAUCCUUCUCAUGCCAACACUUCUGUAAUUGAUCAUUAUAAAGAAAAAACAAGGUAACAGUCAUAGUUCACCUGUCUCUUCUAUAUUCACUUCUGGUGCCACAACUGUUUAUCUUUUUUGAAGAAAAUAAAGGGAACAGAAAUGCCUUUUUGUGUUGCAAGCAAAAUGAAAGAAGAAUUGAGGCUAAAAACAAGGGUCAAGUAGUUUAUUAUAGACAGUGGGCAUUCGAGUAUAGUCGAGCAAGCUCAGGAUGAAUGUAAUUAAAUAAUUUUAUAUUUUUAAUUUAUUUUGUAUCUCACUUGUCAUCAAUGAAGUCACUCACUGAAUCUGUGAUAGUGAACUGAAAGAAAGAAAUAUAUACAGUGGGCAGAACUCACCUAAAAUUGCCAUGUGGUAUACUGUUACAUUCUCACCCUUCGUGUCCCGUGUCAUGCUGCUGUGUGAUUGUCAUCAUUUGCAUGGCUCCACCAUGUCUUCUGAACAUCUCCAAGAUGUACCUAGAAAUUCUUCACACCACUCAUCACAUGACCAUUUUGUAUAUGAAGAUCUGAUCACACGUGGAUAUUUUCAUACCAACAGUUUUGCCGUUUAAUCUGAGCUCAGCAUAAAUUUAAUUGGAGUUUUUUAAGGGCUGGUAUCUUUUUUAUGGAAAUGUUCCAAAGUACUUUUUAAGGAAGUUUCAAAUCAUAAAUAACCUUAGAAUUGACUGGGAAUUUGGUACAACCCAAAGCCAUCAGUUGCAGGCCUACCAUGAAUAUUUUUCUUAUAUGUAGAGCUAUAAAAAUGAUAGAGUAGACUCAAGUAGAAAGCAAACCACAUAAAGACUUCUAUAGUAUAUGCUGCUUAUAUACCUAUAUAUGCAUUUACACAGAGACAUGUUUAUAUAUAGUAUAUAAACAGGCAUAUAGAGCUUUCUUCAGAGGCUUGGACUUUUCUAUCACCUUGAGGUAUAAACCAGGAUUUUUAAUAUCCAAGGAGUUCCAUUGAAAGAGUUCAUUCUGUUAUGUUGGAUUUUGACAGAUGUUGAAAUUAUGUUUUUGUUUUUUUUUAAAUCCCUAUGACCUUAACUCUUCCUUGUACUAAACUGAAGUUGCCAAAAUGACUGGCUACCUGCCCUUUGCUUCUUUUCUGUCCGGAAACACUUGCUGCGAUGACAUCUUAUUUAGUCUGGUUUCUCCUGCACGAAGUGAUUACGCCAAGUACAGUCUGAAUUAGACAUGCAGUUCUAAACCAGAUAGUAUUACAGACUCUUUAAUACAGACGUACGCUACUAGGUCAGAAUCUGGAUUUGAAGGGGGAUAAAGAAAUAUUGACUCUCAAAUCUUCCAAUUCCUUCUUGUGUCCCUGAUUUUCAAAAGAAUAAAAUCUUUAAAGAAAAUGACCUAAUGUUCUUGACCCCCAAAAUAGUAUGUGGUUCUCCCGUUGAGUUGUCAUUGGGAGCUCCAGAUUUUCUCAUUAUGUGAAAUCAAGUAAAUACGUGGACUAAAGCUGUAGCCUGUAAGGUUUUUGUGUUUGUUUUUUUUUUAAACCCCUCUGAACAAACCUUUUGGCUAUAGAAAUAGUUAUGAGGCCACAUACAAAGAAUUAAAGAAUUCCUUCUCACUCUUUGGCAUUUGAGUAAAUCGGACACAAGCAACCAGACUCCCUCAUGUGUGAUUGCUCUAGAAAUGCUUACAUUUUUAUUGAGCCCCACAUUGGCUGUUUCCCUUUCAGCAAAUAGGCAUUUGGUCUGAGAAUAAAUCAGUUGCCCUUAAACUUCCUUGAGUCAUGCAUCUCAGUGAGAAUCUGAUGAAAGCUCUGGGCCCUCUCCCCAGAAAAAAAUGUAUAUACAUGCAGCAUUGCAAUGUAACUUGAAAGGGUCCAUGAACCCCUGGUUCCACGUUGCUUGAUAAUGAGGAAGAGGAACCAUGUUUGUUCAUAAUCGAUACGAAAUCCUAAUAGGCACUUUACAUUUGAGACCAUUUCUCUGUGAUUCUCAGGAAGGCCAAGUCUCAGCACCAGAGUUGGAACCAAGAUUUUGUUCUUUUCGUCCCUUAGAUUAUAUUUUGCUAGUUUGAUAUACUUGUAUCCUAAUGUUUGAUGAUUUAAGAAGCCAGAGGCUCUCUGAGUGAGUCUGUAGAGGAAUCCAGGAAGGAGGCAAAACCAUUAUUCUUUGACCACAGAGCAGGACAUCACGGUACCUCUAGGGCCCCAUUCUGGACCAGACGGAAAGCGAGGGAAAGAAAUUAUGUGCACAAGUGUUUCCAUUCAUCAUGAUUUCUGGAGAGAGCAGAACAGGACGGGGGAAAUGCAGUCCUUGCCAGUCCAGACCUCGUGACUGCCUGGUCCUUUUGUCGUACAGGAAAACGAAGCUCUUACAUCUUUCAUGACGUGUGCAAAAUAUAUAAGCCAAAUUUAAAUUACUUUAAACGUAAACUGUGCAAUUCUCAUGAGCCAUUUCUUUCCUGUGCACAUACAUGCGUAUUCUGUCUCAACCCAUUUCUUCCCAUUUCUGGGUUCUCCGUGCCCCGACAUGGCAUUGACUCCAUGGUCUUGUGCAGUCAAGCUCGUGUUCAGUUCAUUUAUUCCAUCCCAUCCCUGAUCAAGGGGACGUUAAUUACCUGUCUCUAUGAGUUAAGCAGCUCAUGAGCAGCACAUUAUUGAGGAACAUAAAUAAAGUCAGAGAGAGCUCACAGCAGUAAUAGCUUUGGUUUCAUCAUCUGCUUCUGAGGUGCCAAUUUUUACAUGCUACUAUACGUCAUGAUUUGUUCUAAGUCACUUGUUCCUUUUGAAAAAAAAAAAAAAAGAAAGAAAAGGUGUUUUGUGAAAAUGGCCAUGGAAAUUCCCUGAUUGACCCACAUACUUACAGUUACAAACUUCGUCCUUGAUAGAUUUGAAUGAGGGGCUGGAAAACUUGGGCACAAUUGCCAUGGCUAGUUCAUACAUUUCUGCAAGCCAGAGGCGUAUUAGCAGGCAGAACACAGCACUUUACCAGAACUGGCUUUCCUUUUAAGUCUAAACUUCCAGGUCUAGGAUAUAUAUUUAGCACUUUGAAAGUUCCCCUUAAAAGAAAAAAAAAAAAAUAUAUAUAUAUAUAUAUAUACAUAUACACACACACACACAUAUGUAUGUAUGUAUAUGUGUAUGUGUGUGUAUAUAUAUACACACACAUAUAUAUGUGAAUAUAUAUAUGAAUAAUCCAGUGGGGAAAAUGUACUUGUAAAAACACACAGUGUGUUUCUUCUGAAUGUUUCAAAUGUAUUCUAAAAGAUGGUUUCUAUAGAUAAUAUUAUGGUAGAUAACUGGAUAGUACAUUAAUUAGACUUUCUGAGGCUCUGCAGUCUAAUCUUCCUGAAUGUUUGGCUGUGUGACUUCUGUCUUGGCAAUCAAUAUUAUCCAGUCAUCCAUCAUGCGCCAUCUAUAGACUGUACCAUUCGAUGUGUCGAGCAAUGCUGUAUUAUAAAACCCGUGUACACAUAUAUGUAACCCAUGUUUCACCCGGCAUAGUUGUGGCAUGUGGUUGUAUUAAUGAACGUUACAGGACAGCUUUAUAAUCAUCGGCCAGUCUGUAACAUUCAAUAAAGAAGCACAUGUUGCAAGGAUUAAGUAUGUUCCCAAUUCCACGUUAUUCAGCAUCCUCGCAAAAUGAGCACUUUGGUUCCCGAUCUGCUUUAUGGUUUUCACAGUCUUCUAACCCUCAAGGAACUACUUGCCUCGGCCGAGGUCCGUCCUCUAACCAGCCCUGUGAGCCGUGGUAGGCAAGUUGGGUUUUGCAAAAUGCGAACUGGCCUGUGAUGCGAAAGACUCUGUGACAAAGGAACUUAAGAUAAUAUUUUCAACUCCAGUGGAAUUAGCUGUUUGUUUACAUCUGCUAACCCCCUGCGGAUGCAGUGUACAGUAUUUUAUAAAUAUGUUCAUUCAGUAACACUGAUACAUUUGUUUCUAGAUGAAGUGAUGCUAGUGUGUAGGUAGUUAUAUAUGUUCUUGAUAUUGCAUCUGACUCAUUAUUCUUUAACGAUAGCAAUGUAACUUAAACGAAGUAAUCCCUCUCCAAAUCCAGUCUUAAUUUUGUGGCAACAAAUUGCAUGCUCUGCUUUAUGCGUUUCUUUUGACUUUUUAAAGACACUUAAUAUUUGACUAUUGCCUGCUGUAACACUUAACCCAGCUAGGAAUUCGCUCACAUUGUUGGGCUUCUUAUACUGUUUGGGGAUUAUGUUUGAUUUUUAAAAAUUAAAAACAAAAAAGUAACCAAGGGUUUUUUUUUUUUAAUCUUAUUUUAAGCUCCGAACAAAUAAUAUGAAAUAAAGUAUUAACCACAGGGUGUGUAGCUAGGGGACCCAGAGAUGGCUGGCCAACACUGUGCGGGUGUUGGCGCAUCUGUGAUGUAGGAAAGACACAUUUCUGAUCCUUUAGGGCCACUGGGUGCAAAUCGCGAAGCCAGAGAGAAGAGUGAGAAGUCCAUUCAGACGGUGCAGAAAGCCACAGAGCAUUUUGAAUGAGUGGCCCAAUGACGCCUGUGACCUCCCUCCUACGUGGUGGCUUUUCUACCUUGUGUGCGAGCCUGGUCCAGGGGAGAGCGAGGGAUGGGUGACUGGGGGUCUGAUCAAGAACCGGGUGACUGAAGAAGGUUGCCCUUUAAAGAAAUCACCAUGUCAUUAUCAGAAGCCUCUCUUUUCCACUUGGAAAAGAGAGGAGCCACUUUGCACAGUCUUAUAAAUGACUGCUCUUCCAACAGGGAGAGAAAACUUCUCCCAGCCUCUGCUGGCCUAAGCUUUCUCUUCCCUUUCCAUGUCAAAUGUUCUCUUUCCCCAGAUCAGAGUCAACCAAAGCAGGGAUUGGUUCUAAUUUAAGGAAAACAAGAUUUUUUUUUCUUUUCUUUUUUAAUCCACUCGCAAAAGCCAUUUUGUUACCUUUUCUCCUAUGAGUUCCUUGCGCUGGUCGCUGCUAUGACAUCAAAACAUGACGAUCUCUAUAUGUCUGUCUGAGAAAGGGUCUCGGUGGCCACGUAAUCCGCCUGGCAGUAAGAGUGAGGUGAAUUUUCCCUUCCCUAAGUUCCCUUGUCUGCCCCCGCCCUUAAGCCUCGAGCCCCUUGCCUGUCUGCAUAGCGUUUAUGUGCUGGAAAGUGAAAAGGGCACACAUGGCCACAAGUCGUUGGGCUCUCUGCAGAGCUUCGGUACCAACCUUGACCCAGGCCUUCCUCUGGGACAGGCAGGCUACCCGGAGCAUUGGGCCACAGAAGUAAGUUCAGCUUGGCCCCCAGAUGUGCCGCUUUCUUCACACCCUUAACUUUCUUCUUUUCUCUUAGCCAAGCACAACAGGCUUUUUGCCAAACCCACAGACCCUUGGUCCUAUGACCUCAGCACCCCACGGAGCCUAGCACAGUAAGCUGAAACACGGGCUCCUUGGAACGGGUCAUGCUUUCAGACUUUGUCCACCCCUCUUCUUCCCACUAACCUAGGCUCUCCCCACCCCCCGCAUUCUACCCUCAUCCCAAACUCAGCCAGUGUUUGUGUAGGCCCCGUCCAAUUCUUUGCCUAUCUGAACCCCAAAAGAGCGCCUCACGUCGUUACCCCAGUUCCCCACAUGUCAUCAGAACCAGCCUUCUGCAUCUAGAUGGCGGGGCUGUAAGCCCAAGGACAGGCAUGGCCUGAAGCCAGGACAUAAACGUUCCCGUUGGACUCAAGAAAGACAACAGGAAGAAGCAGGGUUUGUGGGGCACGAGGGAACACGUGUCCUAUGACAAAAACAUUCACAUUCCAAUUUGUAAACACCCUGCUAGCCAAACAAACAUGUCUGCCAGCAGCAUUCAGUCCCGGUGGCAAGAGUUUGGGACCUCUGAUUUAGGGCCAGCUGGGAUCAUGUUCUUGAUCCUGACUUAGUGUAUACAAGAAAUACACCGAGAACUGAGGUGGGGGUGGAGAGGAACUCACCCUAUUCAGGGUUAUUCCUUUUCUCCCGAAUGAGAGAUGCACGUGUAUUUGCUAGCUGCGUCCUUCUGGACCCAAAGGGAGGAUCUUUGUGAGGGGGAUUCAGAAGAAGAGUACCGUACAUAGCAUCGUAUCAAGGCUUAUCUGCUUUUUGUCACUAGAGCGUCUAACUUGAGUUUAUAUUGUUGUUCCUGCUGUGCAAAACAGUAUACCUGGUAUACUGUACUCAUAGUCAUUGCAUAACCUAGAACUUAGACUCUCAUUUGUAAGCAUUCUAACCAUAGUUUAUAAUGGGGGAAAUUAUUCAAAUAUCACUUUUAAAUGAAUUCCUAUAAACACAACAAUUUUGAAAUUGGGUUUGUUAAAUAUAUAUACAUCUUUUCCUUCUUUGUGUAUGGAUAGACCACGGUUGGCAUAUCUGUUGACAUUAUAAAUAUAUAUAAAUCCUUAGAGGAAUUGUUCUUUUUUAAAGGUCUAUUAUUGGAUUCACAAUGCACUUUGAGCUUGUUUGUUUAGAUACAUAAUUCGAAGCAGAAGUUGGCAGAUACCAUGGGAAAAACUUUCUGAAAUUUCUGUAACAAAUGUUUUGCAAUAAAAAAAAAAAAAACCUCAGUAGUU
Molecule: messenger RNA, 12573 nt
Organism: Lutra lutra (Eurasian river otter)
Lineage: Eukaryota; Metazoa; Chordata; Mammalia; Carnivora; Mustelidae
Gene: TRPM3
Product: transient receptor potential cation channel subfamily M member 3
Exons: 27
Coding region: 264-5498 (1744 amino acids)
Biological process (GO): monoatomic cation transmembrane transport; protein tetramerization
Cellular component (GO): membrane
Molecular function (GO): monoatomic cation channel activity
Source: RefSeq, a predicted model, not a curated record